This is a messenger RNA of Vombatus ursinus (common wombat), 3812 nucleotides long. It is a transcript of the gene IL12RB2, whose product is annotated as interleukin 12 receptor subunit beta 2. The transcript is spliced from 16 exons. The coding region runs from base 234 to 2819 and encodes 861 amino acids. The record is from RefSeq and is a predicted model, not a curated record. Gene Ontology annotation, cellular component: signaling receptor complex; external side of plasma membrane; membrane. NCBI's taxonomy places the organism in Eukaryota, Metazoa, Chordata, Mammalia, Diprotodontia, Vombatidae. Gene Ontology annotation, biological process: cytokine-mediated signaling pathway. Gene Ontology annotation, molecular function: cytokine receptor activity; cytokine binding.
CGGAGCGGGGACGGCCAGGGUCUGGGGAUCGGGGCUGCCCCGGCACUAGAGUCCCCCCCCCCGGGCUUCCCGCCCUCAAACGUUCGCGUCCUCCACCCCGGGCUGAUGUAGCGGAGGCCGGGUCGGAGCGGAGCCAGGGAGCCGCGGAGAAGCCAGAGGAGCCGUGACUUUGGCACGCGGACCUCGGGGGGGAAAGAGAACCUGGGAUCGCCUUCAGGAAUCGUGUACCUUUCAUGGCAUAUGUGGCUGGAGUUUACUCAGCGACCCUCAUUUUAUUCAUCACAUGGCUGUUAAUGAAGGCAGAAAUAGAAGUCUGCAAGAAGGGAGUCGUAACUGUGAGUCCCUCCCGGACAGUUUUGUUUGGAUCCACCGUCAACAUUUCGUGCUCUUUGAAACCCAAAGAAGGCUGCUCACGCACUUCUAAUUUCCAAAAGUUAACCUUCUACCAAAAUCGACUCCGGGUUCACUCCCAGAAGACCCACCUACUCAGCAUUCAAGUCUCCAAUCUCCACCUUGGAACAACCGUGUUUGUGUGCAAGGUCUCGUGUGGCGGCCACGUGGAAAGCCAAGUGUGCGGGGCUGACAUCUCUGUUGGCGUCACUCCAGAGCAGCCCCAAAACCUCUCCUGUAGCCAACUAGGAGAGCAGGGGAACGUGGUCUGCACCUGGGAUAAAGGAAGAGACACCCACCUGUACACCGUACACACCCUGCAGCUGACGGGGCCGAACAAUUUGGAUUUGGAGAAACAAUGUGCUCCGUAUCACGAUGAUCUGGAUCUUGGAAUGAGCCUGAGCCCGGCUUCUCCCGAAGCCAAUUACACGGCCAAAGUUGUUGCUUCGAACAGCCUCGGGAAUUCUUCUUCCCUCCCCUUGGUGUUCUCCUUCGUGGACAUAGUGAAGCCUCUUCCUCCAAGUGACAUCAGAGCUGACUUUCCCAAUUUGUUGGCCAACUUCUGUACCUUACAGUGGCAGGACCGAGGACCGGUGGUGCUGAAUCGCCUCCAGUUUCGGCCAGUCCAUGAAAACGCCUGGAAAACGGUUCACGUCGCUAAUUCUGGAGGAAGAUAUGAUCUGUACAACCUGAUACCAUUUACAGAGUAUGAAUUUCAGAUUUCCUCCAAACUGCAUUCUGUCAAAGGAAGAUGGAGUGACUGGAGCAAAUCACUGAGGACUCAGACUCCGAGAGAAGAGCCAGUGGGAACGUUGGAUGUGUGGUACACAGUGGACGACCUGGAAGGUGGCCUACAAAAUGUUUCUCUGUUUUGGAAGAAUAUGAGUAUGUCGGAAGCCAGGGGAAUCAUCCUCGGGUACCAGGUGACCAUCCAGGAGGUGCCCGGGGACAGCUUGGCCGUGCCCCAUACCCUGGAGAACUUGACCUCGCACACUCACUUUGCCGUGGUUCUGCCCCAGAACGACUAUGUCGUAGCUGUUUCCGCAGUGAACUCGGAAGGAAGCUCCUCCCCCUCUCGGACCUUCAUCCCCCGUCAGCCCCGCAAAGCUCCUCAAAACAUCUUGGCUAAACCUCAGGGGACAGACGGUAUCGGGGUAACUUGGGAGCCUCCCCAUGAAGCUGCUAUGUUGGUCAAGGAGUAUUUGGUGGAGUGGAGAGCCCUCGGCACGGGCAGCAGCCCAUCCUCGCCUGUCAACUGGCGCCGACUUCCCACCGUCAACAUGUCGGCCGUGAUAUCAGAACACGUAAAACCCCACGUGUGUUACCAGAUCCGCCUGUGCGCCCUGUGGGGGGACGGAGCCGGCUGCGCCAGGACCUGGGCUGAUCUGACCAGCAAAGAACCCCUAACCGGCCCCCGUGUCCAAAAUGCCACAGCGGGGAAAGGCACAGCGACCGUUACCUGGGACGAAAUCCCUGCUCAGGACCAAAUGGGCUGCCUCCUUCAUUACAAGAUCUACCUGAAGGAGCUGCGCUCCCAGUCUCCAUCUCACAUCUUUGAAAUUCCCUAUGAGGUGGGAAACACCACGAGGCUGAUCAGAGGCCUCCGGCCUGGAGUCACUUACGUCUUGUGGAUGACGGCCUCCACAGCAGCCGGAGAGGGCCCCCGAGGGAAUGAGAGGGAGCUUUCCCUGGAAGAUACUCCCGAAUGGAACAUUUUGGUGGUGCCGAUUGCCGUGGCCCUCGUCGCGGUAGGGAUUUUCUCCAUGCCUCGAGUUCGAGCAAAAGUGAAGUCUGUCUUCUGGGCCCUACAACCCCAGUGGUAUAAUCAAGAGAUUCCAGACCCGGCAAACAGCAUGUGGGCCAAGAAAUACUCCAUCAUAGAGGAUGAAAUGCAGCUCCAUUUUCAAAGUCUCUCAAACAACUGCACCAAUUCUGAAGAACCCGAAACUCUCGAAAUCAAUGAAGUUCUCCCCAAAUCAGCCCCAACCCUCCAGGAGACACAUCCCUCUUGUUGGCCAAGAGACCACAACCUCCAUGAGCCAGGCAGAGAAAGCUGGCUUCAGGUCCCAAAACCCUUCGAAGUUGGGGCAGAAUAUGGCGUCUCCCACCCCUCAACGCCAGCAUCACACCGGCCUGAGAAAGGACAAGUGACUGAUCCGUACAGGGCCAUGGGGUCUGGAGGGCCAAAGGCAGAAGACCCAGGCAGCCACCUUAGGGCCAUCCCAGUGGACUACCUGCCUGCCCACAUAGAUUACUUACCUUCUAACUUGGAUUACCUGCCUUCCACUGCUGCUGGUCCUCCAGAAGACAGUGAGCUGCAGGGCCUGUCCUUCUCCAUCUUCCCAAAGGGCUCUUUUCACCCACUCAUCUGUGGAGAGAAGCUGACUCUGGACAGAGUUAAGAUUGACCCUGGGCCCAUCACUCACUAACUGGCCAUGUGCUACAGGCCCUUCUUGGAUGCCGCCAUCAUACUUUCCAUCUCGUGGCCUGGUUAGCUUGCACAGAGCGGCAGGAGGGUUGUCCAGCACCCAACCAAAGCAAGGGGCUUUCCCCUCCUGGGCAACACCCAGCCAACUCAUGGAACCAAGGAUGACUCGUGUUUCACCUUCAGAGUUUGCAUCCCAUACUAAUUUUAUUACUAGAAUGUAAGCCUCUUGAGGGCAGGGACUAGACCAUUGUUCAUUUUUGUACCCACAGCAUUCUAGGGGUUUAAUCAAAGCUUUUUCUGAUUUGCCUUCUUCCUCAAAAAGCUUUAGGAAGAACAAUUAAAUCUGCUUGGUUGCCCAUCCAUUAGGUGAUUAAAAAAGUCUAUUUUAAACUAUUUCCUAUAAACUACUUUAUAGGAAUGUAAUGAAAUAAUACGCACUGAGCAAUGAGGAAUUCAGAGAAAUGGGGGAAGAUUUAUAGGAAUUGCUGCAGAAUGAAGGGAGUGGAAACAUACCUCAUUACCAUUAUACCGAAGAUGAGAAAGAUGGACAAGAAGCGGAAUUCUGAGCCAAGGGAAAAAACACCGAGAAGUCCUGGAGAAGAGAUGACAAAACCUAUCCCCUCCCUCAGAGCUGAGAGGUGGAGGCCUACAGGGACACAGUACUGUGUUUUCUAAGAAGCCGGCUUUCUUUGUUACAAGGGGGAAGGAAGACAAUCUGGAGUAGGGCAACAAGAAAGAAUGUAAGGGUAAGAUUUUGGGGCAUGAGGAGAUGGGAUUAAAAAUGCUGGAUAAUUUUUAAAAUAAAAAAUAUUACCCACAUUCAUUUGGUGAAAAUCUUAGGGGUUUUAAAAUGUGUUUGUCCAUUGACUCACCCCCAAAUCUGGUAUUCUGACAACGCUUCUUCCCCAGAAAGUCCGAAUGGAGCGGAAAACCCUGCAGUGUUUUCCAGGAUUUGUCUAAGCCAGCCGAUGCCACACCUGUUGCCCUGCCAAGA